Messenger RNA from Gastrolobium bilobum, 1362 nucleotides. RefSeq names its product polygalacturonase QRT2-like. The record is from RefSeq and is a predicted model, not a curated record. The transcript is spliced from 9 exons. Gene Ontology annotation, molecular function: polygalacturonase activity. NCBI's taxonomy places the organism in Eukaryota, Viridiplantae, Streptophyta, Magnoliopsida, Fabales, Fabaceae. Gene Ontology annotation, biological process: pectin catabolic process; fruit dehiscence; anther dehiscence. Bases 1 to 1362 code for a protein of 453 amino acids.
AUGUCUCCACAAAGUGCAGUUCCUCCAUUUUUCUUUAUUUUCUUCUCAUUUGGCGGCUUGUCUUUUGGCUCUUUACUGGAUUACACACGGUUUCAAACAGGUUAUCCACGUUACUCGUGGCCUGGGAAGCUGGAGAAGCCAAAAUAUGAACGUUUUGGCUUCACCACUUGGGCUGAUCGAUUCACCCCAUCUUCACUGUCUCAAAGUCAAUUCACCCCAUCUGCUUUGUCUCAAAGAAUGGCAAAUGUGAAUGACUUUGGAGCCAAACCAAACGAUGAUGGAGAUGAUACCCAGGCAUUUGAGAAGGCAUGGAAUGCAGCAUGUUCUACAGGGAGUGUUCUUUUGGUCCCUGAAAAUAGUUUCUACUAUCUAAAGCCAAUAACAUUUUCAGGCCCAUGUAAACCAAAUACUGCCUUUACGAUCCGUGGAACAAUCAUCGCAUGGCCUGAUAUGUCAGCAUACGAAAACACAGGAAAAAGUGGCCUCAAAUAUUGGAUUAUGUUUGAUGGUAUCACGAAUCUCAGAGUUUAUGGAGGCGGCCUCAUCGAUGGGAAUGGCAAGAAAUGGUGGAUGAACUCUUGCAAAAUAAACAAAAACCUUCCAUGCAAAGAUGCGCCAACUGCUGUGACUUUCGUUGAAUGCAACUCCUUGAGAGUGGCAAACCUGAAGUCAAAAAAUGCACAACAAAUGCAUUUUCGUAUCCAGAGAUGCAAGAAUGUUAGGGUUAGGGAUAUGGUGAUUACAGCACCAGAGUACAGCCCUAACACUGAUGGUAUUCAUGUCACGGAGACUCAGGAUAUCAUCAUAAGCGACUGUAAUAUUAUGACAGGUGAUGACUGUAUUUCCAUAGUAAGUGGGUCCCAACAAGUUCGAGCUAUAAAUAUUACUUGCGGACCAGGACAUGGAAUCAGCAUUGGAAGCUUAGGGGCUGAUAAUUCAGAAGCUGAAGUCUUUGAUGUGCUAGUGAACAGUUCCACCUUAAUAGGAACUGACAAUGGAGUGAGGAUAAAGACUUGGCAGGGAGGUUCUGGUUUUGCAAGAAACAUAAGAUUUAUGAACAUAGAGAUGCAAAAUGUGUAUAAUCCCAUAUUCAUAGAUCAAAAGUACUGUGACCAGUCAACUCCAUGCCCAGAGCAGGGCUCUGCAGUGGAAUUGAGCGACGUGCGGUAUCAAAACAUUAAAGGAACAAGUGCCUCAGAAGUAGCAAUAAAACUUCACUGCAGCAAAAGAAUCCCUUGCAAAGGACUCUACAUGCAAGAUGUUGUUUUAACACCAGUAGACGGUGGCGACAUCGAGGCUUCUUGUGAGAAUGUUGAAUAUGUCAACAGAGGAAAGUUUUACCCUCAAUGCGUUCCAGCUUGA